GAUAUAUUCAUCCAUCCCAACUUAGUAUUCACUAUGAAAGUCUCUACUUCCCGGCUCAUAGGGUUCUUCCUCUUAUUUUUCUACCAUUGCGAAGCAUGCGCAUAUUACAAGUUUGUUGUAAAGGAAGUUCCAUAUACAAGAUUAUGCAGCACGAAGAACAUACUUACCGUGAAUGGCCAAUUUCCGGGACCAACAAUAUACGUUCAAAAAGGAGACACCAUCUUUGUAGAUGUUUACAACAGAGGAAGCUAUAACGUUACCAUUCAUUGGCAUGGAGUGAGACAGCCAAGAAAUCCAUGGUCGGAUGGUCCAGAAUAUAUUACACAGUGUCCAAUUCAACCAGGAGAAAAAUUUAGGCAAAAGAUCAUUUUCACUACCGAAGAAGGAACUUUGUGGUGGCAUGCUCAUAGUGAGUGGUCACGAGCAACUGUCCAUGGUGCUAUGGUCAUAUAUCCCAAGAUGGGAACAAGCUAUCCCUUCCCUGAACCUGAUGCAGAAAUUCCCAUCAUUUUAGGACAGUGGUGGAAAGAAGAUAUAGUGAUGUUAUACGAGACAUUCCUUCCCUCCGGCAACAUAGAAAACGUUUCCAACGCCUACACCAUCAAUGGCCAGCCUGGUGAUCUUUAUGCCUGCUCUAAACAAGAAACAUUCAGAUUUAACGUGGAGAGGGGUUUAACUUAUCUCCUUCGAAUAGUCAACUCUUGCAUAUCAGAUAGCAACUUCUUCUCCAUUGCCAACCAUAAUCUCACUGUGGUCGGAUCCGACGCCAGCUAUCUAAAACCAUUCGAGAGAAGCAUCAUUAGCAUUGCUCCGGGCCAAACCAUUGAUGUCCUUCUAGAAGCCAACCAAAGUCCCAAUCACUAUUACAUGGCCGCUAGCGUGUACACCGUUCUUUUCAAAGGUCUCUUCAACAACACCACCACCACAGCUAUUGUAGAAUACAGUGGAAACUACACUCCAUCCUGGCCGCCAGCAUUCCCCUUUCUUCCUCUCUAUAAUGACUCACAGGCAUAUGAUAAUUUUACCGAAUCUUUUCGGAGCUUAGCUGAUAAAGAGCAUCCAAUUGACGUGCCAAUGGAAAUAAACACACAUUUGUUUUAUACGAUCUCAAUGAACAGUCUAUGCAAAGACAACUUCUGUCCAGUAGGAACGAAAGCAAUGAUACUGGAUUACAAUUCCACAGUGGAGCUUCUUUUCCAGGGGACAUCCUUGUUUCGAGGCAGUGACCAUCCAAUCCAUCUUCAUGGCUUUAGUUUUUAUGUUAUGAGGAUUGGUUUAGGGAAUUUUGAUAAGGACAAAGAUCCCUCAACGUAUAAUCUGGUUGAUCCUCCCCUUCAAAACACUGUUCACGUCCCUAAAAAUGGCUGGGCCGCCAUUAGAUUCCGAGCUGACAACCCUGGAGUAUGGUUCAUGCAUUGCCAUUUCGAUCGACAUAUGACAUGGGGCAUGAAUACAGUAUUCAUAGUUAAAAAUGGCAAAUCACCGGAGACCAAACUGUUACCACCACCACCUGACAUGCCACCAUGUUAGGGCUGUCUCCAUUAUAUCCUAGGUUGCAAAUUCAUUGGGUCAAGAAAUGUACGUCCUCCAAUAUAUAUGGAGAAAAAGAUAUACUGUAAUCCUUGAAAGUAUUUAGCUAAAUGUACAGUUCUGCUCAUCAGCAGGAUUGUUAUUGCCUUAUUAAUAAUAUUAAUUGAGAGUG
Messenger RNA from Rubroshorea leprosula, 1702 nucleotides. The record is from the annotation of a GenBank genome assembly. NCBI's taxonomy places the organism in Eukaryota, Viridiplantae, Streptophyta, Magnoliopsida, Malvales, Dipterocarpaceae.